ACAUAUCAGCACCAUCACCAGCCAGUACAACAACUCUGCUCGGAGAAGCUGUGUCUAUGGCUGUAGACAUGGAUGGGCCUCCAUAUUUCGCCAGACCAACCCCACAUUAUCCAACUCCAUGUCAAAAUUGUGAACAGUUGCGUCUGGCAAAUGAAAAUCUACAACGUAAGCAAUUUGUGUUCCAACAGCAGCAGCAACAUAAUGUCAGUGGGCCACUUCUGAGCGGGAGACCUCCCAUAUCACAUGACGCAGCACAAGAGGAUCAGCAUCAAGUGGAGUCCUUAUACAAUGGAUUUACGAAGGCUCAACUGGUUCAUGACCUUCCAGGUAAGGGCUGGAAAGGGGACGCAAAAUGGCUCCUCAGAAGAAUGUUCACAUUUGAAGAAUUAAAAGGACAUUCCAUAACGGGCCAUCAUGGAGCCAGCAAGAAAAAUGGGAAGGUGCGUCCCCCUCUGGACGACCAAGAUAAGCUCAAGGUCCUUUAUGGUAAGUAAGUGUUAAGAUUUAAGAAUUUAAAAAGUAAAGCUUUGUUAAAACACUUAUCUUACUUUCAAACAUGAAUGAAAAUAGUUUGUUAACCCAAGUUUAAUGACCUUGCCUUCUAAAUUAAAAUCAAUAAUUUACAAUUAUCAUGAUUUUGUAGCUGAAU
Saccostrea cuccullata (small rock oyster) is the source of this 649-nucleotide messenger RNA. RefSeq lists its product as uncharacterized. The transcript has 5 exons. The record is from RefSeq and is a predicted model, not a curated record. The annotation marks the transcript as partial. Lineage: Eukaryota; Metazoa; Mollusca; Bivalvia; Ostreida; Ostreidae.